UUCACGUAGUUUGUUGCGACGCCACCAGAAAGCGUCACAUUUCUCCUUCCAAUUUCCAAUUUGUAUGUUAUGCUACAAAGGCAAAGUUCCAGACGGUGUGUUAUUGUGUUGGAUUUUAAACCGAGCGCCUAUUCGUCUCUUCACUCACUCAGUACAAGAACGGAAACCGUACGGAACUCACGUCAUUCACGUCGGAAUCCUCGAAUUAGUGUCGCAUUUCGAUUUCGAGCACGUAAUCAAAUAAAUACUCGACCCAUUCAUCGCGUUCUUGUGUACAAUAUUACUCAUCAUUCGGGUUAAUUUCUUCAGAGAAAACGCCUAAAAUUUAAAAGGAAAGCAAACACGAGGAGAAAAAAUGGGUUCAGGUGGAAUGAACUGUGUUAAAUACUUAUUGUUUUGCUUCAAUCUACUCUUUGCGGUAUCGGGGAUCGCUAUUUUAACAGUUGGAGCGAUAAUCCACACCGUUUAUCAUCAUUAUUCGCGUUUUGUCGAUCCAACAUUUGAAUCAGCACCGAUUUUCUUCAUUAUUGUUGGCGUUAUCGUCUUUGUUGUUGCAUUCUUUGGCUGUUGCGGAGCCGUUCGUGAAAACCACUGCAUGGUUAUCACCUUUUCAGUUUUAAUAUUACUAAUAUUUGGUUUGGAAGCGAUUGUUGGAAUUGCUGGUUACAUAAGAAGGAAUGAUGUUGAAUCGAUGUUGGAGAACCGAUUAAAUGAAUCGAUGUAUAAUUAUUUCAAUCAGAGCGGCGUGGAGAAAUCAUGGAACAUUUUACAACAUGAGAUGAAAUGUUGCGGUAUGAAUGGUCCAUCAGAUUGGCGACAAAUCACUCAAAAUAAUACUUUACCACAUACUUGUUGCCCGGAUACAGUUAAUGAUGGAACAUGCACCAUAAAUAGUUUAAACGUUUAUAAAGCUUCUUGUUUGGAAGAGUUGAAAGAUACAAUUGUAACUUAUGGGGCGCUUAUUGGAGGUGUUGGAAUAGGAGUUGCUCUAGUACAGAUUAUUGGUGUUAUUUUCGCAUGUUGCCUCGCCAGGUCAAUUCGAAAAGAAUACGAAACGGUUUAAAAAUAACAUCAUGAAUCGAAAUUAAUUUCAUUUUUGUUUCUAUCUGUUAUGAUUAUCACUUAUGAUAAAUAUUUUCACUAUUAAUUAACCACACCAUUAACAUUAGAACAAAAAGAUCUUUAGAAAUUGCUAGUAUUUUUUAUAUAACAAAUAUACAGAGUUUAUAAUAUUUAAAGAAAAAAUAGAGAGUAGCUAUCUUCGUUUUUGUUAUUAAUUAACACGUUAUUAAUAUUAUUUUUUUAUUGUCAGUGCACUUUUAGCACGAAAUCAGACUGAUGUUCAUUUCUCCUUAUUAUUAUUGUUUUUAAUUCUUAUUAUAUUUUUUCAUUUUCUCACGUUUUGUAUUUUGUAUUGUUUAACUUUA
Messenger RNA from Onthophagus taurus, 1427 nucleotides. RefSeq names its product CD63 antigen. NCBI's taxonomy places the organism in Eukaryota, Metazoa, Arthropoda, Insecta, Coleoptera, Scarabaeidae. The record is from RefSeq and is a predicted model, not a curated record. Gene Ontology annotation, cellular component: plasma membrane.